GCUUGGAGGAGACUUUAGAAGGAUGGAGAGUAGGAUUUUCGAGGAAAAUGAUUGUAUUUGUAGUAGUCUGAUUUGGAGCAAGUACUUGUGUCACACUGUCAAGGUUGCAAUUUGAAUUUUUAAGCGUUAACAGCGGUAGGUCUUUGAAUUUUCCAAUGGCAGCACUAGAGGCACUUGUUUCCAAUGAGCUCUCCAACUUCAUCAUCUAUGACACUGUCUCUGCUACUCCAAACUACUGCCAUGGCCUGCAUUCAGAGACAAGCUUCUUAUUUGAGUCAAGUAAUUCUACAGAUGGGAUUCAUAACAACCCACAUUUUCAUGGUUUAGGAGCUGUGGAUUUCCGGCAGACUUCCGGCAGUCGACCAUUACCGGCGAAGCGACCCAACAUGAGUUCUUCAGAACACAUUAGUGGGAAAUUGAAUAGGAAUUCAAAUUGCAAUUCAACGAUGCAAAGCAGAAAGAAGAGGAGAAGAAAGUCGAGGGUUUGCAAGAACAAAGAGGAAGCCGAGACACAGAGGAUGAACCACAUUGCAGUGGAACGAAAUCGCCGCAAGCAGAUGAACGAACACUUAGCCGUUCUACGGUCUAUGAUGUCUGAGUCUUACAUACAAAGGGGUGACCAAGCAUCUAUUGUAGGUGGAGCUAUAGAAUUUGUGAAGGAGCUUGAACAACUUCUGCAAUCACUUGAAGCCAAGAAACGCUUAAUGCAACAAGAAGAAGGAGGAGGAGGAGGAGGAGGAGGAGGAGAAGAAGGAGCCCAUGAGAACUACAGCAAGAAUUUCUUGUCACCUCCAUUUGCUCAGUUCUUCAGUUACCCUCAGUUCCAGUGGUGUCAAACCCCUUAUAAGUAUCAAGUGGAGAACAAGCCAGCCAUUGCUGAUAUUGAAGUUACAUUGAUUGAAACCCAUGCCAACUUAAGAAUCCUCUCGAGGAGAAGACCAAGACAGCUCUUCAAAUUGGUGUCUAGCUUCCAAGCUCUUCGUCUCACCAUUCUUCACCUGAAUGUCACCACCUUGGACCAUCUUGUGCUCUAUUCCUUCAAUGCCAAGGUGGAGGAAGGUUGCCAACUUAACUCAGUAGAUGACAUAGCUGGUGCAGUCCACCACAUGCUCAGAAUAAUUGAAGACGAAGCUGCCCUAAGUUCCUAACCUGAGAAAGUUCCAUGUUUUCCC
Telopea speciosissima is the source of this 1172-nucleotide messenger RNA. RefSeq names its product transcription factor bHLH94-like. Bases 156 to 1148 code for a protein of 330 amino acids. NCBI's taxonomy places the organism in Eukaryota, Viridiplantae, Streptophyta, Magnoliopsida, Proteales, Proteaceae. The record is from RefSeq and is a predicted model, not a curated record. Gene Ontology annotation, biological process: regulation of transcription by RNA polymerase II. Gene Ontology annotation, molecular function: DNA-binding transcription factor activity, RNA polymerase II-specific; RNA polymerase II cis-regulatory region sequence-specific DNA binding; protein dimerization activity. The transcript is spliced from 3 exons.